Messenger RNA from Lepisosteus oculatus (spotted gar), 2609 nucleotides. RefSeq names its product ring finger protein 215 (gene rnf215). Gene Ontology annotation, biological process: Wnt receptor catabolic process; ubiquitin-dependent protein catabolic process. Gene Ontology annotation, cellular component: plasma membrane. The record is from RefSeq and is a predicted model, not a curated record. Gene Ontology annotation, molecular function: frizzled binding; ubiquitin protein ligase activity. Lineage: Eukaryota; Metazoa; Chordata; Actinopteri; Semionotiformes; Lepisosteidae.
UUUUGUUUACAGUCGGAGCCGACAGGCAGGGGGACCAGUAGCGAUGAAAACCGGUUGAUUUUCAUCAUUGUUAACCGGUUACUUUUUAUCCUCCAUGUAUCGCGCAGCGAUGACAGCGGAGAGCUGCUGCUGGUGCUGGAUGCCCGUCAUCUCGGUGCUGUUAGUCCCGUCUCUGUGGACCUGCCUGGCGGUGUCGGCUGAGCGGGUGGCCCUGGUGGAGGUGUUUCUCCUCGACCGGCCCGGGUCCAGCUUACUGCAAGGAGCAAUACUGGAAGCAGCGCAGGACAGCGACGAUGCCGCAGAUCGCGGAAAAAAGAGUCAGGAACGCAGCUACGAAAUAGCUGAAGGCAGUCUACGGCUAGUUCAGGAGGAGGAGUCUGGUCCGCAGGCGGAGUCCGAGGACGAGCAGCCCUGGAUAGGAGUGGUGCCUGUCCGGGCGGACAAACAGGAAGCACAGAAGAGAAACCAGGAGUCGUUUGCGGCAGCAGUUGUCAACAAGAUGAAACGAGCCCUUGUGCUGGGAGCUUCCGCCCUUCUCAUUCUGGCGCUGAAUCAGAACACCUUCAGCGAGAUGGACCUUUCUCAGGUGCUUUCCAAGCCAGUCAUUGUGAUUCAGACGUCAGAAAACGUCACCAAGCUUAUUGGAGCUCUUCUCAGGGGUCUGCGAGCAACAGCGAAAAUCACGUAUAAGACAAUCUUGCAGGACAAUCUGGGGGCCACACUGACUCUGUGGUCCAGCUGUGGCCGGUCCAGGGGUGGGCUGUACGGGGAGUGGCAGGGAGUGAUUUGCACUGGAGAAACCAACUCGCAGGUGCAGAAAUACCUCCAGCAACUGUGGAAUACAGUGGUCCUGGUGGCUCUGAUCCUGUGCACUGGAGUCAUAGUUCAAGCUCGCUGGCAGUACAGGCACAACCAGGGUGAUGAUGAUAUGGAGCUACUCCCCAAGCAGGACAUUAUGAAGCGGCUGGCCACCCUCAAAACGAGAAAGUAUCACCUGCCCAAGGUGCGGUGUGAGAAAGGUCAAGCAGGGGAGACAGACAACUGCGCCGUGUGUCUGGAGCAGUUCUGCAAGAACCAGGCAAUGUCUACAAAGACAACUAGUGAAAGACCCUGGACGUUGAUGGGAAUCAAAUUGGGAUCAAGCAGCUUUUCACUCUCCAGUUGCACUGCCUGUCCAGCAAUACAGAUGUCCUUUCACCCUCCGCACUGCGGAAAGGUUUCAAUAUGGUGACAAACUGUCCCUUUGUUGAACUUGUAGGAGUAAAAGAAGCCCUGUCUUAUGAAGACAAAUGUGCCCUGAGGAUGUUUUCUGCCAACUCUUUGUGCAGUAGUUUGUAGUAUAUUCGAUCAGAAAUGCUUCAGUUGUUGAGACAGUUUAGGUCUCGGCCACAUGUACAGUGUGUAUGAAACUAACAGCUUCAGAAUCCAUCAUUGCCGUGCAGCCAGUCUGACACAACAGGUGGACACUGGCACAGAGUUCCUCUUUUCCUGGUGUGGUCAAACGUAUGGGUAAAAUCCACAGUGCAGUCCUUGCUGGAUCUUGUGUUGUGCUACAGUUGGCAGAAAUAAUUCUGCUAAAAUAUUCUUUUUUGGAGCAAGACCACACUGGGCUAAAGAGUACAAAAAUUUUUCAAAACCUUGUGCAAUAUUUUUUUUUUGUUUGCAAUGCAGGAUAACUUGUCAAUUCUUGCAGAAAUUAACAUGUAGUUCUUCCAGUACCUCUUUGCAUAACUGAAAUUGCUAUAGGCAGAUAAUGCAACAAUUUCCACUUGGCUGGAAACCUCAGAAGUUGCUGUGCAUUCUGUCAUAAAGGGGAGACUAUUCCAUCUUGGCUGGUAUUUGGUACAGGAGCAUAGCUGAUCACCUUAACCUGCUUAGCUAGAUUAACUGGUCUAAUUUAUAAACUAAAUUAUCCCCACAUGGUACAUCCCUCACUAGAGGAAAGCACAGAUACCAAGCUCAAACUUUGAUCAGUCUGAUCCUUUGCAACUUGAAACAAUUUGCUCGCCCCUUACACACCACAGUGACAAAGUCUGCAUCAAGGGCCUUAUGGUACCAGUGAAAGAACUCCCCAGUACAGACUGCUUGAGUGUAUUUGGCACUGUGUGUUCUAUAAAAUUACUGCAUGUCAGCAUGUACCCCAAGCAAAAGCCAAAUGAAUUGUGAAUUGCACUUUUUUAGUAAUACUCUAAAUACCCUUGCAAGCAAAAGCCAAGUAGCUUAAAAAAAUCCUUGGGUCUAGUCGUACAGCAUUUACAGAAGUGAAGUUUCAAAUAGUUAGAAGCCAAUGCUUUGCUUGAGUAUCGUCAAUCUUCUAAACAUGCUAGUGAACAGUGGUUCAAAGCGUUGCUAUUGCUGCUAUUAAAAAUGGGAAAGAGGAGUGUGUUAAAGGAGAAGCCUUCUGCACUACGGCGGUCCUUUGUCUGUCAGUCUCGUCUGUGUACCUGCGAAGCCUGUGGUGGGUGCUGUCCGUCUUCCCAAAGCAAUAGGAAUACCUUCUCAGGUGGGACUCCCAGAACUCUUGUUCAGUGUGUACUUGAGUUCAUUCUUCACAUGUUACAAAAUGUUUACAUCACUCCACUCUUUAAUAAAUGGAUUUGUUAAAAUCA